This is a messenger RNA of Peronospora belbahrii, 2151 nucleotides long. NCBI's taxonomy places the organism in Eukaryota, Oomycota, Peronosporomycetes, Peronosporales, Peronosporaceae. The record is from the annotation of a GenBank genome assembly.
AUGAAUGACGAUGUUUCUAAUACGUUAAAUGGAUGUAGUAGUAGUAGUACUACUACUACUACGAGCACUAAUACAACUACAAACCUCCCUGACUACUCACGACGCACAACAGUAGCUUCUCAAUGGCCUGUGGAUGUUGAUCUUGAUGCGCUUUAUCUCUCGGAUCGUGCUGAAAUUGAUGAACUUGUUCGAAAUGCUUCACUUCUAAGUGUAUGGACAGUUGAAAGUCGAAAAGAAAAUGCAAUUGUCUAUCUUCAUUCUAAAAAUACAGAACGUCUUUCGUAUUCCGUACGUGCUGUGACAAAAGUAACAGGUUCCGUUGCUGAUGUGCUUGAAUGUCUACGAGCUGUGGAUAAUACGAGUCUAAAAGGAUAUCAAAAACUACUUCAUCCACGUAAUUUCCUAGAUGGAGAAGUAUUAUAUACCCAUCAUGCAGACACGACAUUGGGUCAAGAAGGAGCGCGAUUGGAAUCCAUGACAUUAAAAUGGCUUGUCUACUCUUCACCUAAAACACUGGGACGGUCUAAAGAAUUUUGUAUUCGAGAAUAUGCUGUACUCUUACCAAAUCAUCCACUCUAUGGCACCGUUGGUGUCUUGAAAUUUGAAUCCUAUGAUGGACCAGCUGCACGCUAUGGCAUUCGAGGGAAAUCCGAUGCAUACAGUCUAACUGUCUUUGAACCAAGCUCGUACGUUGUACAGCAGACUCCAGAAGAUCCCAAUAUGGUUACUGUCACACUCACUUUUGCAAUGCGCAAGGCAAGGGGAGAUGAAAGUGUGUCUGCUGGAGUUCGACUCACGUCACUUCGACUUGCUGGAGGUCUCUCGGGCAUGCAGAAGGCAGUGCAACAAGCAUUUUUUGCCCCAGCGGCACUAGCACAACGACAGGAAUGGGUCAAUGAUGCGCAACGGGCCAACUGCUCGCUCUGUGUGCAAUCUUUUGGCAUGUUAAAACGACGUCAUCAUUGCCGAGUGUGUGGAGAAGUCGUGUGCUCGGCAUGCACGGUGUUCAAGAUGGUUAAAGGCGAUCAAGACGUGGCAGCAAAAGUACGCGUGUGCAAGGCGUGCUUAGCAAAGAGUGCCAGCGUCAAUGGCAAUACGAAUUUUGGAAGUACGAUGGUUGGUGGCAACAUGAAUUUUGGAAGUACGAUGGUCGGUGGAUUUUCGAAUUCUUCAGGCCGGAUCCUCAGUAGCAAUAGCACGGAGUCAGAGAGCAAUGGAGGUACGGGGACUACCCCACUUUUAAAUGGGCUGGGUAUUGGCUUAAGUAUUGGUAGUACAAGCUCCUUGACUUCAGAUGAGUCAUACAGUCCACCGAAUGAGAAUCCGGCUUUGACGACUCCUCCUACGAUGCCAGGCAACAAGGGCUCAGCUUUGUCUUUAAACGAUUUUGAUGUGAUCCCGCAAAUGAGCGACGACGGAGGUAGCAGCCCACCUCCUUUUCACAAACAGACAGCAUCAACGUCAAGUCAAGGUAGGGGAACGGGCAGUGAAAGCAGGCCGACCGAUUCGAUGGGAAGGACUGCAUCGAAUGCUAGCACUGCUACUAGCAGGAAGAAGAGCUCGGAAUGUCGCAUCCAUUACUUUAAUGAGGACAUGGAGGAGAUAUGUAUGUUGGCUAUGGAAACGUUGACUUGCCCAAUGGCCGGUAUUCGUACCGAAGAUUUUGAGCUUGUGAGAUACUAUGACGGUAAGCCGGCACCAGGUCUACCUCGAAGUUUGCCGACCUUCCGGCGACUGGCAACCCGUGGCAAGCCUUGCAUCGUGCUUGACGUGAGCUCGGAUAAACGAAUUUCAGGUGAAAAGCGUUUUACAGCUAAGUUACAGUUCUUCGUUGGCAUUCCGUUGCUGGUGAACGGUGAAGUGGUAGGUGACUUGUGCGUGGCAGACCGAUAUGCUCGCGACAAUAUCGACCACAAGCAAGUGGAGGUGCUCAAUGUAUUAGGCGAGACAGUCACGCAAUAUAUGCAGUCAGACGAGUAUCAGGAGGACCUGGUGGAGUUUAAGGCGGCGACAAAGGUGGCACGUAGGCCCCCUACGACUAGUCUAGCUUCCUCUCAGCCGGUUGACGAAGAUUUUCAUCGACUCCUGUUUGCUUAUGCUGCGAUCUCAUUGCUUCUUGUCACGCUUUUGCUCUCUUGUCAACACUUGUAG